This is a messenger RNA of Lutra lutra (Eurasian river otter), 1228 nucleotides long. RefSeq names its product translation initiation factor IF-2-like. The record is from RefSeq and is a predicted model, not a curated record. The transcript is spliced from 2 exons. NCBI's taxonomy places the organism in Eukaryota, Metazoa, Chordata, Mammalia, Carnivora, Mustelidae. Bases 1 to 1158 code for a protein of 385 amino acids.
AUGGGCUGCGCCCUGGGGCCGGGGCCUCGGGGGCGCCACGCGGGAGCUGCGAGCCGGGAGCCAGGAGCCUGCCCGCCCCGUGCCGCGCUGCCCCAACCCCCCUCCCCGGCCCAGCAGCCCCCGCGCUCGGACUCAGUUUCCCCUGCGGCUCCCGGGGGGCGCAGAGGUGCGGACUUACCGGGCGGGGGCGCGGGGGCGCUCGCUCGGGUCGGGCAGGGCCGCGGGCUCCGCAGGGCUCGGGCCGGGCUGGGCGCGGGCUGGGCUCCAGCGGCGCGGGGCGCGCGGAAGAGGAGGUGCCGCCCCGCCCCGCCCUCGGCGGCCACGUGGGGAGCGGGCCCCGCCCGGGGCGGAGCCGGGGAGGGGUCGGCGGGAGGCUCCCCGCGCCAGCCUGUGCCCCCGCGCCCGCGCCACCCGGAGGCCGCCCCUUCCGCACCUGCCGGCCUCGCUCCUGGCGGGCGCGGCGGCGGCGGCGGGGGCUGGAGACGCGGAUCGGGGGCCUGGGAAAGUCCCCCCACCUCGGACCUCGCGGCGGGCCGCCUCUCCGGUGUCUCCUGCGCCCGGCCUUCUCGCCCCCGACCCCUCCUCCGGUCCAGCCCCCGCGGGCAGCGAGCCGUCGGACCCGCUCAGCCACGGGGCUCAGGGGCAGAGUCCGAGUCGGGCUGUCACUCGGCUGCCUCGCCCCUACCUGGGACCCCUGCGCUGGCCCCUGGAUCCCCAGCUGAGGGUCCCUCGCGGGCGUUCUGCGGUGGACAGAGCCCCCACCAGCCGCAUCAGCCCCUGCGGGCCUCGCAGCAGGCCCGUCAGAGUCCGCUGGGGGUGGGGGUCUGGGGCAGGCUGGAAGAGCGGGGCCCUGCAGGCCACGGCCAAGGAAGCCGCCCCUGCUCCCGGCCCCACGGGAGUGCUGGGGCCGUGUUCUCUGCCACCCCCUCCUUCUUGCCCUGCCUCAUCAAUCCUGUGGCACGGUGGGGCCUGGUCCAUGACCCCCACAUUUCCUGGAGUGCAGGGGGGACCUGCCCCCUGCAUGCUCAGAAAGCCUGGCUAACCGGCUUGGGAGAGGCGGCCUCCAGCUCUGGAAGUCCCUUGGGGUAUGUAACCCUCAAUGGGAGCUCACAGGGAACGGAUCGCCGCAGGCCUGAGGGCCCAGGGGACCAUGGAUGACCUCGGACACUACUACAGAAUGGAAUUAGCAAAAGCAUGCCCGGCCACCGACCCACUCAGCCCACUGUCC